CUUUUCUGAUCAGUCUGGUUCUGCAGCUGAAUUGGAAAGUUCACAUGACCUGCUGUAAUGCUGUUGCAUUUCAGAGUUUGCAGUGACUCUGGUGGUGCUAGAGUUCUAUAUCUGAGACAGCUCUUCUUCUUCUGAAUGCUCAUGAGCUUUUCACUUAAACCAACCACAAGUGAGCCCACCCAUUUUGCUACUCUGCCUUUUGUCUCCGUCUCUCGUGUCUCUAUUGCCUCCUCCGUCCCUCUUGAGCAACACCAGCUGACAACUUCAGCAGGAUAUUUUAACACUUUUUUGGGGGGCUAUCAUAGAAAGUGCUUGAGAUAUGACAGAGUGUGGAUAUCCAUCUGUGUAUGUGGUGGACACCCAUACCACCAGGCCUCCUCCGCUGCCACCCAGACUGAAACAGAAACAAGACCGUUCCGGGACAGUUCAGACCCUGUUGUUUCUGCUGGUGAGCUUGGCACUGUGCGGCAUGGUCAUUGAAGCCGUUUUGAUCUUCCGCCUCCACAAAACCGAAUCUGUGAGUAUCAGCUUCAUCUUCUUUGAGUCUGUGCACCUGUUAAACACACCUCCUUAAAUGUUAUCCUCUAACUUCUUAUCGUCUCGGAUUGUGCCUCUUUUAUUUCUCACUUUAUUCUGAAAUCUAAGCUCAUUCAUCAUCAUCUUGUUCUCAUUUUCAAUGUCCUCUUCCCUUUUUUCUUUACUGUCACCGAAACCUCCAAAACUCCUGUUAAGAUUGAAGUUGAAACUUAAAUUUUCUGUUUUUUCUUUGGACUUUUUUUUAGAUGUUUAUUUUCUUGAAAAUAAAACAAGACUAAACUAUUUGAUCUUUGAUCUUAAAUGAAACUAUUUGAAUUGAGUUAGACACAUGUUGAUAGAAUUAAAGAAAAAUGCCAUUUUGGGAUAUUUUAAAGUAUUAUUAAAGCACAUGGCAGACAUUGCUCACGAGAAAGUAGAGAGGACUUUUUAUUAUUAUUAUUUUAUUUGAUUUUAUUUUUUUAAAUAUUUUUUUCUUCAAAAAAGGACUAAACUAUUUGAUCUUUAAUCUCAAAAUUACUACUUGAAUUGAGUUGGAAACAUGUUAAUAAAAUUAAAGCAAAAUGCCAUUUUGGGAUAUUAUAUAGUAUUAUUAAGGCACACAGCAGACAUCGCUCAUGAGAAAGUCGCCAAGACAUUUUAAACUUUGAAAGUUUUGAGUAUAAAAUAAAUACAUGGUGGACGUAUACGGGCUGUCACCGUGUUGAAACAUUGAAAUAUCUACACACUUCACAGGUGUACAUGACACCUGCCUGAAACCAUUCGCAUUAAUAUCUUCAGUCAACCACCUCGUGAUAUCAACAAGUGUUAUGACAUCUGAUCAUAUGAGCGAUUGUUUUUUUUUUUUCGUUUUCUAUCUCAAAACUGCUGACGAUUAAAUUAUUUUACUAUUAAGAGGAAGAACCUACGCACAUUUGGAGAAGUACAUGAUAGCCCGGCCCAUUUACAGGGAAAUUCAUUCAAGUCCAGAUAGAGCAAGGGUUGCAGACUGGAUUUUCCAUGAUGGCAAAUGGACAUUGCUUUAUUUCAGUGUGACUCAGUUUCCUUUUUUUUUCUCUGGAUGCUUUGAGGGCAGCAGACACUGGUCAGAUAAACGGAGGGAGGGGUGGGCAUGGCUCUCUUGGUUUGACAUCAUUUAGCAUACGGGGUUUAUAUUGAACAAUAAGUACUCUUCUGUGAAAGGACAAUGGAAAAAAGGAAGUGGUGUAUAUCCUGUUGCAUGAGAAUCGGCGGACUUAGAAGCCUUUCCGACUUUGCACUAUAAGAUAACCUCAAAGUCAAACUUAAAAAAAAUUUGAUCUUUUUAAAGAUCUUUUAUACUCACUCUUCUGAGUUGUUUACAAAUAUUAAACUUCCCCUCGGGGAUAAAUAAAAUUCUUCUUAUCCUCACUUUACUUAACUUAAUUUAACUUAACUUAAUGUAACAUAACUUAUCUUAUCUCAACUUAACAUAAUUUAACGUAACUUAACUUAUCUUAUCUUAACUUAACAAAACAUAACUUAACUUAUCUUAUCUUAACACAACUGAACAAAACAUAACAUAACUUAACUUAUCUUAACUUAACAAAACAUAACUUAACUUAUCUUAUCUUAACACAACUGAACAAAACAACAUAACUUAUCUUAACUUAUCUGAACUUAAGUUAACAUAACUUAACUCAAUUUAACUUAACUGAACUUAUCUUAACUUAUCUUAACUGAACUGAACUUGACUUAUCUUAACUUAACUUAUCUUAUCUUAUCUUAUAUUAUCUUAUGUUAAACUUCUAUUGACAUGGAUUGCCAUUGAUUCCUUUUUAAAUUAUUUUUGCAGUCGGACUCCUCAGGAUCACACUCCAAGAUCAUUGGCGGUAAUUUUCAACAAUUUUUUGCUUGAAUAAAAAGUGCUUUACAGUCUUUGUCAGAGUUAUCAUGCCUGUUUUUUUUUUUCCACACAGACGUCAUUCCCGCUGAGCGUCGACGUGACAUUCUUCCUUCCAAACCACUUGCACACCUGACUGGUGAGAUCAUUGUUUAUUAUUCAUCUAUUUCUGCAGCAGGUGAUUAUGAUUGCUGUAUCAAUUGAAGAUUUUGUGGUGGGAUGAUAAAUCUCAGUGGUGAAAUGACCACACAGUGGCCUGAGCAAAUAUACAGUCCACUGUUUCAAAUGACUCAGGCCUCAUUUUGCUCUUGUUUGCUUCCCAGAUGGACAAGAUGCUGUCUAUAAAAACCAGUACCUGGCAUGGAGCAAUGGAGACCCACUCAUCCAUGAGAUGAUCUACAAAGACAGAAGUCUCAUCAUUCAGAAGGAGGGGUAUUACUAUGUCUACUCCAAGGUUACCUUCACAGACAUCAGUCCAUUUAACCACUCUGUUCAUGUAAAAACUAAACGGUACAAAGGGAAAAGUAUUCCCCUCCUGGCCUCCAGGAAAAACCCAGGCAUCCACACCUACAGCAGGGAAGAGUUGGGCAAUCAGAAAUCCAACAGUUUCCUUGGUGGGGUGUUUCACUUCUACGAAGAUGAUGCCAUUUUUGUGAAAGUUAGCAAUUCCUCUCAAGUUGUGAGACACAAACCCGAGGAGAACGUCUUUGGAGCUUUUAUGCUAUGAAUAUUACUCUGAUACUCUCAAAUUCAUCUGCGAAUGUAAGAGUAAAAAAAGAGGAUAAAAUGUCUCAGGGACUGAUGAAUCUCUCUGCAAUGAAAAGAGGUCAGUUACAGGAAGGAGAGGGAGGUGUGAAACAGCUUUGUAGCUUUGAGGUUUAAGACCAUCAGGCUGAGGACUGUACUUGUGGCUUUCUUAAGGGGUGAAGCUUUUUCAUUUUGAAUCAGGGUUGACGGUGUGACAUUGUUUCACACUGUUCUUUCAGAUCAGGAGCCCUUUAUAAGCUCUCUUGUAUAUACAGAACUAUCCAAUGUGUAUUUUAUGAAUUGCUUGUUCUUAUUGAUUUACAUUAAUCACAGAUUAUAAACACAAAUGUUAGAAUUUACACCUAAUUUCUAUCAUGUCUUUUCAUACCUGUCAUAACAUGUAAUCUGUAUGUUUAUUUAUUCCCUUUGUGUCAAAGUAAAUUAUGUAACUGCUUUGCAAUUUUAAGUGUAUAUGUUUAAUAAUGUAUAUAGGAACAAUUCAAUAAAUAAGUAUUUGUUAAAAAGUCA
Xyrichtys novacula (pearly razorfish) is the source of this 3670-nucleotide messenger RNA. NCBI's taxonomy places the organism in Eukaryota, Metazoa, Chordata, Actinopteri, Labriformes, Labridae. The record is from the annotation of a GenBank genome assembly.